UUCUCACUACACUAGCUUCUUAGAGUUAUUUUUUUUGUGGAGAGAGAAAGUGUGGUUAUUAUUAUGGCUUUCUCCUCCUCCACCCUUAAUUCUCUAGUAGUACUCCUACUAUGGCUUACUACUACCGCCCAUGUAGCGGUCGUAGCGUCUCCUCCGCCGUCGGAAUGGCGGCUGACCAAGGAUGUGGCGGCUCGGCAGGAGGCGGACCGUGUGGUGGCGCUGCCGGGGCAGCCGAUUGUGGGGUUUAAGCAUUAUGCUGGUUAUGUAAAUGUCAAUGUUAGCCAUGGAAGAGAACUGUUUUAUUGGUUCUUUGAAGCUGUUGACACACCUCACCAAAAACCUGUGGUUCUUUGGCUUAAUGGAGGUCCUGGAUGUUCUUCAAUUGGUUAUGGGGAAGCUGAAGAAUUAGGCCCCUUCUUCCCUAAGAAGGGAAGCAAACCUUCUUUAAACCUCAACAAAUUUUCAUGGAACAAAGCUUCCAAUCUGUUGUUUUUGGAGUCCCCUGUUGGUGUUGGUUUUUCUUACACCAAUACUAGCAGUGACAUGGAAGAACUUGGUGACACUUUUACAGCAAGAGAUUCAUAUACAUUCCUUAUCAACUGGUUUAAUAGAUUUCCGCAGUUCAAAUCCCAUGAAUUCUACAUUGCUGGUGAAAGUUAUGCAGGCCAUUAUGUUCCACAGCUUGCUGAGUACAUUUUUGACAGUAACAAAAUUGCUAGCAAGGAGAAUUUCAUCAAUCUGAAAGGUUUCAUGAUUGGAAAUGCAUUGAUGGAUGAUGAAACAGAUCAAACAGGAAUGAUCGACUAUGCGUGGGAUCAUGCUGUUAUAUCAGAUAAAGUGUUCAGAGAUGUAAAAACAACAUGCAACUUCAAAAGUCAGAACUUAACUGAGGAUUGCAGGAAUGCAAUGGACGAGUACUUUGCAGUAUAUGACCUGAUAGAUAUGUACAGCUUGUACACACCUAAUUGCGCUAUGAAUUUUACCAGUACUACUGCUAUCAACAGGCAACUUCCUGCUAUCAAAGGCACUGCACCUCACCUCUUCUCCAAAUUUGAUAAAUGGCAUAAGCGCCCUGCAGGGUACGAUGCUUGUUUGGAUCAUUACACAAACGUAUAUCUAAAUAUGCCGGAUGUUCAGGCAGCGCUUCAUGCCAACACCACGAAAAUUUCUUAUCCAUGGGGUCACUGCAAUAACAACAUCACAUUUUGGGCUGAUGCACCUGCGUCUAUGCUUCCUGUGAUAAAGAAGCUUGUUGAUGGUGGGCUUCGAGUAUGGGUUUUCAGUGGAGAUACCGAUGGGAGAAUUCCAGUGAGUGCGACAAGGCUAACACUCAGAAAGCUUGGGUUGAAGAUUGUUCAAGAUUGGAAACCCUGGUAUAUGAAGGAUCAGGUUGGUGGAUGGACCAUUGCAUAUGAUGGGCUGAUGUUUGUCACAGUUCGCGGUGCAGGACAUCAAGUCCCAACAUUCAAGCCAAAGGAAGCCCUUCUGAUGCUCAGGCGUUUCCUUGGCAACAAACCAAUGCCCUCUAAAGCCUUCUGAUGCCGCGAAAUAGUGCAAUUUUCCUGCUUUCCAUUCAUGCAUAAAUCAAGAAUAAGGAGUCCGUACAGUUAAAAUUUUGGCAGUCAAGACUCAAGAGAGUUCAUCAGUGAUAUUUGUUUAGGUUGAAGAAAAUUUUUAUAGGAUGGUCUAAUUGCUAAUUGUAAAGCAUUUUUUCACACAAAACCAAAAAACAGAAGAUAAUUAAUUGGAUGAGUAGUAGUUUAUGGAAAGAAAUUUGAUCAUUCAAUAAAUGAAAUAUGGGCUUGAAAAUCAGAUGUAAAUGUGUGGGUCUGUAUUUCUUUGAAUUGUUGCUUCUCUAAUGCCAAAACCCCUUGAAAUUUAUUA
Messenger RNA from Spinacia oleracea (spinach), 1884 nucleotides. RefSeq names its product serine carboxypeptidase-like 34. Gene Ontology annotation, cellular component: vacuole. Lineage: Eukaryota; Viridiplantae; Streptophyta; Magnoliopsida; Caryophyllales; Amaranthaceae. Gene Ontology annotation, molecular function: serine-type carboxypeptidase activity. The transcript has 10 exons. Gene Ontology annotation, biological process: proteolysis. The coding region runs from base 64 to 1539 and encodes 491 amino acids. The record is from RefSeq and is a predicted model, not a curated record.